GUGGGUCUACAGAAUUGAUUUUGGAUGAAACGCGGACGUUAUUGUAAAUUGACAAGAAUCUAUACCAAUAUUGCGCUCUUAGGGUCCAGAAUAGGUCGACUCAAUCACGCGCGAUUACCAUACGCAUGGGCUAAUCUGUUUCCAUCAAAGAUAUUCGUUAAUGGAUAAUAAACAUAUACAAGAGUAUUAGUUGUUUCAAGGAUAAAUAUAGUGAUGAAGCCUGUUCUAGUGUUGUUCGUGCCUUUUGUUUUAUUUGCCUCUAUAACAUGCAAGAAGGAGUCACCACGACGUGACCGCAAUCGUCACUCUGGACGUCGUGCUAUACAAGACGAGAGAAUUAAUUCAGCUGGUGGUCAGUGCGAGCUGUCUAUAUCAUGUAAAGGUGAUACUACACAAACUACCCCCGUUAAACUGCCAAUUAAGGGACCUAAAGGGCCACCCGGGCGACAAGGACCGAAGGGUGAGCAAGGAGAAGCCGGUAAACCAGGAACUCCAGGAACACCAGGGGAACCAGGUAAGUCUGUUAAUAAAACCUAUCGUAUGGCAUUCUUUGCUGGCCUGGGCGAAAACAAGGGUCAGAUAGAAGAAAACAUUGAUCUUGUUUUCGAUAAGGUUCACACAAAUGUUGGAGAUGCCUAUGAUAAACAAACUGGAAGAGUCACUAUUCCUUUCUCUGGAUUGUAUCAUUUUACUGUCGUGAUUGCUGCCCAGGGGGGACAAAAGGCUGCUGCGAUGUUGAUGAACAACGGAACGAUGGUGGAGACAAUAUGGGCAGAGAGUAUACCGUUGUGGGCGACGUCGUCAAACACCGCCAUAUUGAAUCUAACAUCCGGGGACCAGGUCUGGCUCGUACUUCUAAAGCGUGCGCCAUAUAUCCAUGGUUACAUGUAUUCGUCUUUUUCUGGGUAUUCAUUAUUUGACACAGAAAAUGAAGAAAACGAAGCACCACAAGACGAUGAUAAAAUUAAUGGAAAGUCUUAAGUUAGUAAAAAUUGUAAAAAGUUUGCUUUUAAAAGUAAAGUACGAUAAACAAAAAGAACAUUGAUCUUUUUUUAUUAUGCAAAAAAGAAGAUGUAUUCAUGUUAUCAUAAGCUUUUAUUUUUUGAAAAACGUUUCUGAAGAAAGAAAAUAUAAGAAAAAAAAUACCAUUAAACGGAAAAAUAUAUUUUCAAUUGUAGAAAACGUCACCGCUUUUAUUAAAAUAUAUACAAAUAAGGCUUUGUUUAUUUUUUGUAUAAAUAUCGACAUUAGCAAUAUCAAAGGACAUUAAUGGAAUAAACAUUCAUUAAAACGUCAAACGGCAAAAGGCAACAUGCAAAAACAGAACAACGCAAUUCACAUCAUGUACAUCCAGUAACGAAGGGAUUUGAAUGUUGAAAAGGAAUUGUGAAACAGUAAGACCGAACUGCACAAAAAUCAGACAUUAAGAAGCAUAUUUUCAAAAUGAUUGUGAUAACUGUAUGAAUAAAUACAAGGCACAACAUAUUUAUAAACUACAGAUAUGGUGCUUGUAUUAUCUAUAUAUUAAUUAUGUUUUCCUUGAAAUUACUUUAACUUCAACAGUUUGUAUCAAUUAACAUCUGUUACGUACCUCUUGAAUAUUGUCUAUCACAGGAAAAUAUUAUGUUAAAAAAAUUGUUUUCUUGAAUUUUCACAAGAAAAUAAGAUCUUAGGAAGGUUGAGUGUCAGAAAUAAUUGACGACUUGUAUCAGCAUAUAUAUUGUUUCUGGCCAGUUUAACAACUAUUAGUUUCUAUAGUCAGUCUAUAUCAGCAUAUAUAUUGUUUCUGGCCAGUUUAACAACUAUUUAUUUCUAUAAUCAGUCUAAGAUAUAUUAUUGUGAAUUGGUUUUUGGGGUUUUCAGGUUUUCAUUUAUAUUUUCUUUUGUUUCAAUAAAUGUUAUGUAUAUAUUAAAGAUUUUAUUGUUUAUUUGAUAUUGUUUUUAAUUAUAUAUGUAGAUGGUGCAAUAAAUAUUAUUAAU
Ruditapes philippinarum (Manila clam) is the source of this 1980-nucleotide messenger RNA. Its product is annotated as complement C1q-like protein 4. The record is from RefSeq and is a predicted model, not a curated record. Lineage: Eukaryota; Metazoa; Mollusca; Bivalvia; Venerida; Veneridae. Bases 214 to 981 code for a protein of 255 amino acids. The transcript has 4 exons. Gene Ontology annotation, molecular function: protein binding.